CUUGCAGCUGGAUGCCUCGCCCCUCAACCGUGACGUUGUGAGAUGUGAUUGGGCGCAGGGAGUGGCAGUCCUCCAUCGCCCGGGCGACAGUGGCAGGGAAGAGCGCGGGCUGUAAACAGGAGUCGUGGAGAGCCUGAGGCAAGGAGGACCCUUGGCGCCAGGCUCGCUGCCCUGCUUCCCCCUGGAGAGCGGUGGGUCACGGGACGGGGGCCAUGAGAGCCCCCUGACCAUGUUCCAGAUUGCGGAGUACCAUGACGACGACGCUUUCCCGACGGCCGAGAAGGAUCCUAAGCUGACCUGGCAGGGAUCCGCAGGAGAGGCCAAAAGCCCAGGCAGCCCAGCCAGCACUGAGAAUCCAGAGCUGCGACGCCGUAUCGGGUCGGACCCCCCAUUGCCCGACCCAGAGAUCGCGGAUGAGGUGGGCACUUUCCGGGCGCGCUCCCGCUCCGCCCCUCCCAUCCUAUGGGCCGCUCAGCGCUACGGGCGGGAGCUGCGCCGGAUGAGCGACGAAUUCCACGGCGCUCUGCAGAAGUUGCCGCGUCCUAAGAGCGCGGGGACCACGUCCCAAAUGCACCAAACGUCCGGCUGGAAGGCGACGCUGCAGUCGUGGUGGCAACGGGGCUCCUUGGGGAACACUCCCCCGAGAAGCCCGUCAUGACGGCGGUGCUUUGGGGCCGCUUGUCCGUUGCACCCGGGUCCAAAGAGGAGCAACUCUCGACGGUCCAAACGGCACAUUUCACACCGACCCGGUGCCUUCCUGGGAUGCAUUUCGGCCCCAACAUUCCUGGAAAAGGUCUACUAUAAUGUCAACAAGGCUGCCUCGCAUGAUAGUGGAUGAUCUGACAUAAUUUUUAUACAUUUACACGGGAACAUACGUACAUGCCUUUGUUCCUUGGUUCCCCACCGUGCUCUUCCUUUUCUCUCCAAUCGAGAGCCUCUUUCCCAAAGGAAACAAAAAAGGGAAGAGAGAAACCAUGCUGUAUCAAGUUCUGUUACAAAAGUCCUUUAUUAUUUAGUAUUUUUGUUUUCCCCCAUGGAGAAUUAAAAUUAAAUGUUGUUACUCCUUUGA
Anolis carolinensis (green anole) is the source of this 1069-nucleotide messenger RNA. It is a transcript of the gene bad, whose product is annotated as BCL2 associated agonist of cell death. The coding region runs from base 230 to 658 and encodes 142 amino acids. The record is from RefSeq and is a predicted model, not a curated record. NCBI's taxonomy places the organism in Eukaryota, Metazoa, Chordata, Lepidosauria, Squamata, Anolidae. The transcript is spliced from 4 exons. Gene Ontology annotation, biological process: apoptotic process.